Molecule: messenger RNA, 2830 nt
Organism: Carassius carassius (crucian carp)
Lineage: Eukaryota; Metazoa; Chordata; Actinopteri; Cypriniformes; Cyprinidae
Product: keratin, type I cytoskeletal 50 kDa-like
Exons: 16
Coding region: 82-2757 (891 amino acids)
Molecular function (GO): structural molecule activity
Source: RefSeq, a predicted model, not a curated record
CAUCACAUAUAAGGACCCUGAGUUGCUCUACUUUUCUCACUCUCCAGCCAGAGCAGAGAAAGACCACAAACCACCGUCCAUAUGGCUACCAUCUUCUCCAGCAGUAGCUUCAUUUCCAGCAGGUCCUCUAUGGGCUCCUCGCGCUUCUCUGCAGGUGGAGGAGGUGGCGGCAUCAGCUCCAUGAGGGCUGGCAGCGUGUACGGAGGCGCAGGAGGUUCAGGGGUCCGUAUCUCCAGUGCCACUCGCUCCAUGGGCUCAGUAGGUUCAGGAAGUGGCUUUGGCUUUGGAGGUGGAUUUGGUGCUGCAGGAGGUGCUGGUUCAGGAUUCGGUGGUGCUGCAGCUGGAGGAGGAUUCAGCGUCAGUGGUGGAGUAGAUGACAGCAUCACUGGCAAUGGAAAGUUCACCAUGCAGAAUCUCAACGACCGUCUGGCUGCUUACCUGGAGAAGGUUCACUCCCUUGAAAAGGACAACGCUGACCUUGAGUUGAAGAUACGCCAAUUCCUUGAUAACAGAGUCUCUCCUAUUGGUGCUACUCAUAACUACUCUGCCUUCGAAGCUACUAUCAGUGACAUCCAGGCUAAAAUCUUGAGUGCCUUGAAGGAAAAGAACACAGUCCACCUCAGCAUUGACAAUAUCAACUUGGCUGCAGAUGACUUCAGAAUGAAAUAUGAGAACGAGCUGGCAAUGCGUCAGUCUGUGGAAGCUGACAUCGCAGGGUUGAAAAAUGUUCUCAGCGAGCUCAACAUGAGUCAUAAAGACCUCAACCUGCAGAUCGAAGAGCUCACAGAGGAGCUGGUCUACAUUAAGAAGAAUCAUGAGGAGGACCUCUUGACCUCUCGUGAUCAGAUGAGUGGACAGGUCAACGUGGAGAUUGAUGCCGCACCACAGGAAGACCUCACCAAAAUUCUAGCUGAGAUGCGUGAGCACUACGAGACGGUCGUAGCCAAAAGCCGGAGAGACCUUGAAGGCUGGUUCCAGCAGAAGUCUGAGACCUUGAAACAAGAGGUGGUAACAAGCACAGGGACCUUGGAGAUUUCGAAAACCGAGGUCAACACAGAGAAGAGCACAGUACAGUCCCUGGAGUUGGAACUUCAGUCUCUCGUUGCCAUGAAAUCAUCCAUGGAAAGCACCCUGAGUGAGACUCAGAAUCGCUACGCCCUGAAGCUGUCUGGCUACCAGGCACAGGUGGGUGGAAUGGAGGGUCAACUGGUGCAGCUUCGUGGCGAUCUGGAGCGUCAGAGUCAAGAGUACCAGAUGCUUCUGGACAUCAAGACCAGACUGGAACUGGAGAUUGCCGAGUACAGAAGACUGCUGGAUGCAGAAGCCAGCGGCAGCCUCACAAUCUCAGGCAACUCUGACUCCAGCUCCUCCUCCAGCUCGAUUGCUUCUACUAAAACAGCUAUGAUCACCGUUGUGGAAGAGGUGGUUGAUGGUGGGACGGUGGUUUCUUCAACAUCCCUUGUUAAAGCAGACACAGUCAACAUGGCUUCCUCCUACUCCACCCGCAGCAGCCACAUGUCCUCCAGCGGCUCCAUGCGUAUGUCCACGUCAAGCGUGGGAAGCAGCCGUGUGAGCACCAUGAGGGCCGGCAGCGUGUAUGCCGGCGCAGGAGGUUCAGGGGUCCGUAUCUCCAAGGCCACUCACUCUGUGGGAGGAGGUUUCAGCAUGUCAGGAUCUGCAGACAGCAGCAUCAUUGGCAAUGAGAAAAUCACCAUGCAGAGCCUCAAUGACCGUCUGGCUACUUACCUGGUCAAAGUGCGCUCACUAGAGAAGGCCAAUGCUGAUCUGGAGCUGAAGAUCCGCCAGUUCCUAGAUGGCAAAGCCUCUCCUGUUGCACGUGACUACAGAGCCUACUUUGUCACCAUACAGGAUCUUCAGGCUAAGAUCUUGGCAUCCAUUCAGAUGAAGGGUAGAAUGCAUCUCAGCAUUGACAACACCAGCCUGGCCAUUAAUGAUUUCAAAAUGAAAUAUGAAACGGAGCUGGUCAUGCGUCAGUCAGCAGAAGCAGACAUCGCCGGCCUGAAGAGGGUUCUUAAUGAGCUCGACAUCACCAGAAAAGACCUCACCAUGCAGAUCGAAGGGCUGAAGGAGGAGCUGGUCUUUCUGAAAAAGAAUCACGAGGAGGAUCUGUUGGUGGCACGGUCACAAAUGAGCGGACAGGUUCACGUCGAGGUGGAUGCAGCUCCACAGGAAGAUCUCACCAAGAUCCUGGCAGAAGUGCGCGAGCACUAUGAAGCAGUUACAGCCAAGAACCAAAGAGAUUUGGAGAACUGGUUCAAGACAAAGACAGAAACUCUGAAACAAGUCGUUGUCACCAGCACUACAGAACUGAAAACAUCUCGCACUGAAGUCAACACAGUUAAAUCCAAACUACAGGCUUUGGAAAUCGAACUCCAGUCACUCUUAGCUAUGACAGCAUCUAUGGAGGCCACAUUGACUGAGACAAAGAAUCGUUAUUCCCUAAAGAUGUCUGGCUACCAACAACAGGUCACCAUCCUGGAAGAGCAGAUUGUCCGCCUCCGAGGUGAUCUGGAGCGCCAGCGUCACGAGUACCAGAUACUCCUGGACAUCAAGACCCGACUGGAGCUGGAGAUCGCAGAGUACAGGAGACUGCUGGACGGAGAAGCCACUGUCAAAGCAACAACCUCCACGUCCAGCUCGAGGACUAAAGUCAUCACAGUCGUGGAAGAGGUUGUAGAUGGGAAAGUGGUCUCCAGCUCCACGUCCUCAACCAUGUCUGACAAGCGCAUCAUUUGAUUGGCUGUAAUGGAUGUUUGUGUUUGCAGCAUGCACACAACUGGAAACCAAAUAAAACAGCAUUUAAACACUA